Messenger RNA from Botrytis deweyae, 2697 nucleotides. RefSeq lists its product as uncharacterized. Gene Ontology annotation, cellular component: SAGA complex. Gene Ontology annotation, biological process: regulation of transcription by RNA polymerase II; chromatin organization. The record is from RefSeq and is a predicted model, not a curated record. Lineage: Eukaryota; Fungi; Ascomycota; Leotiomycetes; Helotiales; Sclerotiniaceae. Gene Ontology annotation, molecular function: transcription coregulator activity; TBP-class protein binding. The transcript has 3 exons. The coding region runs from base 279 to 2315 and encodes 678 amino acids.
AGCUUAGCGAUUCUUCAAUUGUACAAAAAGCCCUUCGACGGUUGUAUUUUAAAAGAGUUUGAAUUGUUUCUACUGCCUGGAGAAUCUGUGACGUACUUUAUUUUUCUAUAUUCAAAGGAUUUCCCGAACUCAUUCCCGAGUAUUUGCUUAGAAUAUCCUUGUGCGCCCCGCGUUGUCCUACAAUCGAAUUCAAGCAGAAUAGCUUGCGCUAACGCGAAUUCAUUGCUGCCGCAACCCGGAGGAUUGUGUUGUGGAGGAGGGGUCUGUAGGUGUUCAAGAUGGUGGAUUUCGCAUUAGACAUUGAUGACGGAUCGAACGCGAGCUCCGACAUUGAACAAGAUGAUAUGAUGGAAGAUGCAGAUGACUUAGACCCCGAACUAGAUGGAGAUGGGGAUGGGGAUGGCGAUGGCGAUGGAGACGGGGAUGGGGACGGGGACGCUGAUGGAGACGGAGAUGAAGAAGUAGACGACGACGACAAUGAUGACGAUAAUGGAGAUGAUGAUCAAGAUGAUGGUGACGGCGAUGGGGAUGGGGAAGGUGAAGACGACUUUUCCCCUUCGCAGAACAGAGGAGACCUAGACAAUUCGAACGGGAGAUUGAACUCGAACGAAACUCAGAUGAAUGGCGAGGGUCCCACCUCACAUCCUCAUCCGACUUUAACAAGGACUUCAGCCUCGCCGCAACACAAUUCUGCUUCAUCGUUAUCCCCAAGAUUUAGAUAUGAAGUUAGGCCCGAAGCAUUAACCGCUUCUACCUAUGAUAUUGUACCAACAAUAGCUGCUCCUCAGAGUACAUCGAUCAACGCGAUUACGGCAACACCUGAUAUGAGAUACUGGUUCAGUGGAGGGUCGGAUUGUUUUAUAAGGAAAUACAAUGGAGUCGACACAGUGAAUGGUAAAACAUUACUGACUGUCGCUCAACGGCAUCCAUUUGUCGAUAGUGUAGUUAAAGCUGGUGUUCUUAUGAGCUAUUGGGAUAACGAGGAAUCAAGUAGAGGCCCUGGCGGGGAGGAGAAUCCAUUGUCUCCUGUCUAUUCAUUGGCAGUACAAUCUGAGGCUCUUUGGAUGUUGUCUGGACUUGAAUCGGGAUGUAUAAACUUACAAUCGGUGCGACACGAUGAAGGGAAGAAAAUAGCCACUCUGCAAAAGCAUACAUCUGCUGUCUCGGUUCUCAGUCUUGCUCGCGAUGAGAGAUCUGUCUUAUCAGGAAGUUGGGACAAAAAGGUUCUGGACUGGGAUUUAAAUACUGGAUUAGUCAAGCGCGCAUUUGAUGGGAGUGGUGGUCAAAUCUCUGCAAUAGAAGUAAGACCGGCUUCUACGCUACCUGUUCCUGAAGAAUCUGGCGAACCAAGCCCUCAAAACGGAACCUUCUCUAGUAAUAUUGGGGAAAAGCUACUGCUGAAUGGCGCUUCUGGUGGAAUGAAUGGGACCAAUGGAUUGAACGGAGAUACAGACGGUAAUGAGGAUGCUCCUGGAUCACCUGCAGAUUCUCUUUUCGGGGGUGGAGAUUCAUUAUUUGGAGAUACAGAUGGACUGGGAGCUCCAUCCGGAGGAAACUUCGGUGAUGAUGAAGAUUUGUUCUCGAAAGCCUUGGAUAUGAACAUAGAAGCACGACCAGAUUCUUCCGGUGAUAUGUCUAUGAUGGAUGCACCACCUCUACCAAUUGAGGAAGAACCUGCUUCUUCCCUUCAAAUCCAAUCCGAACAACCACAGGCUGAUCUAUCUAAUGGUUUACCGCAUUCGGAAGAUAUUAUUGAAGCAAAGGCAGAGCCUGAAACUCAAGAUGCUGAUGCAACAUCUGACUCCACAUUUCUUGCUGCGUCUAUCAAUGGAACUAUUCGUGUCUGGGAUAGACGUCAACAAAACCCAAUCGCUCGAAUUUUGACCAGAACAGGAGUACCUCCAUGGUGUAUGUCUGCUUGUUGGUCACCUGAUGGAAACUACAUCUAUGCUGGCCGAAGGAAUGGAACAGUGGAAGAGUUCAGUUUACAUAAAGGUCUCAAACAACCCGAAAGGACGUUUAAAUUUCCAAAUGGAAGUGGUGCAGUCAGUGCUAUAAAAGCCAUGCCUAAUGGGAGACAUCUUAUUUGUGCAUCACACGAUAUCUUACGAUUGUAUGACCUCAAGCAACCACAGACUAAAUCACAUUCAUCCGUACCUUUCCUCAUCGUUCCUGGGCCACCAAGAGCUGGUGUCAUAGCUGCACUUCAUAUCGAUCCGACGUGCAAAUACAUGAUCUCAGCUGCUGGAAACAGGGGUUGGGAAGGUACUAACACGGAGGUUAUGAUUGGUUACGAGAUCAAUAUACCAUCUUAAACAUUUUGUUUCCGGUGUUGUAUCGACAGCCAAAGAUGUUGACCAUGUUCUUAUCAAGCAAUUCCUUUUGGGAAAAAGGGAAAUUGUAUGGCCUUUGGAUAGACAUUUUAGGUUCGUUAUAUGAGACAAGUUCGGAUAUAUCUAAUAUCGUAUAUAAGUGCUAGUCUUAUAAGCACCGAAGAAUUUUGGGGAAGUAUAAUUGCUGCUUGUCAUAUAAAGGGAGUAAGAGAUUCGGUACAGGUUGUUCAAAGGCGUUCAGUGGAUUAUGGGGAUACCACGGGUUGUCCAUGAUGGCGUUCACAAGAUAUUAUAUGUUUAUACAUUCUUUAUACAUUCAGUUUCAUGAUACUAUUGAUCAAUUCUAAAGACUCGAUUUAUCAAG